Molecule: messenger RNA, 2969 nt
Organism: Ostrinia nubilalis (European corn borer)
Lineage: Eukaryota; Metazoa; Arthropoda; Insecta; Lepidoptera; Crambidae
Product: queuine tRNA-ribosyltransferase accessory subunit 2
Exons: 7
Coding region: 94-1386 (430 amino acids)
Molecular function (GO): tRNA-guanosine(34) queuine transglycosylase activity
Source: RefSeq, a predicted model, not a curated record
UUUGUUGGUGUUUUGUGUUAUGAAAUUUUGAAAAUUUCUUGGAGAUCGAUCGAUUUAUUAUUUCCUCAAGUACCUGAUUAAAAUAAGUUCAAAAUGAGAUUUACAGUUAAAAACGUAGGCAUUGGUUGCGAGCGCACUGGUAUAUUGACCGGUUUCACUAAAUCUAAUGUUGUUAUUGAAACACCUACUGCCGCACUUCUCACCCAGGGUGCCAGUGUCGUCAAUCUAACAGCAGAAGUAUUAUCCAAAGUGUUCACCACCCCACAGUUACUGUGGGUGCCACUCUGCAACUCUUCACAUCUAGAAAACGGUGUAAAAGCGCAGGGAGAAGGGAUCGCCAAGUUUGCUGGACUGCCCAAUCAUGUAACAUGCACCACACUGCAUAACACUAAUGAAUUGACCCAGAAGGGUCAUUUCGAGGGAAAAAUGGCUCCUCUGUGGACUAAGCAAGGGAAGAAAAUGAUAACAGCUGAUCGAUAUAUGGAUUACAUGGAAGCAUUCAAACCGGAUAUUAUGUUGGCGGUUGCAGAUGGUCGCACCACUUUAGCUGAUGGUUACAAAAGAAAUGUUAAAGCCGUCGAGAGGAGCCUUUCCUAUUUUGAUACUUGCAUGUAUCGAUAUAAAGCCUCAGAUGCAUUAAAAAGUACAGCACUUGUAGGUGUAAUAGUUGGUACUGGGAAUCCCAAAAAAUGUUCUGAUUGUAUUGAUCACAUUUUAAAAUACAAAGAUCACCUACUUGGUAUUGCAUUAGCGGGCAUAACCGAUGGAACGGAAGAGUCGAUGAAUGUGCCAGUAAAAGAUUUGGAACAUAUAUUUCGGACUGUUGGUAGAGCUCUCCCCGAGGAUAUGGUACACUUUGUAGAAGGCUGUUGGAACCCUGAAAUUAUCAUGAUAGCCAUAGAACAUGGCUGGGACGUAUUUGAUGGAACUUACCCGGUGAAACUGACCAAUUCUGGUCAAGCAUUGGCUUUCAAUUUUGAUCUCACUGAAAAUAGUGAAGACAUGUGCAUAUUAGAUCUGAUUGAUGAAAGGUAUAGCGACGAAUUCAAACCUAUUUUGAAAGGCUGUGAGUGUCUCACGUGUAAGAAACAUACUAGGGCAUACAUUCGGCAUCUUCUGAACACAAGGGAAAUGCUAUCAAACGUCUUACUGAGCAUACACAACCUGCAUCAUUUCGACCAGCUGUUCGUUCACGCUCGACGUCACAUCGCAGAACGCACAUACGAAGCGUACAAAAAUCAUAUAAUUACACAAUUUAGACUAUUCAAGGAACAACAAACAGAAGUGAAAAAACCUGAAGUCCCUGAGAAAGAAAUUGAACAUAUGAAAAAGAAGAUGUGUGUGAGUAACGGGGACUUACCCAAAGUAGUUAAUGGUAGUGGUUAGUGUAACUUGAUGUACAACUUUAGUGAGAGUAGAUGUAGUUUUGUUUGUACUUACGACUUAUGCCCGUUUUCACAAUCAAUACCUAAUUUUUAAGUGACCCCUAUGAAAAAAAAUCAUAUUUGUGACCAUAGGGGUCACUUAAAAAUUAGGGAUUGAUUGUAAAAACGGGCAUUAGUAAUCCUAAUACUAGACAAGCUUUAAAAAUGAACUGUAUACUUACCAGUUACCUAAAAUAAACCUGCGUUUUGUCGGUCUCAUAUUAAACGUUGGAAGUGAUAUUUUGUCGACUACAAUAUUCUUAGGCCUCGUACAUUUGCUUCUCUUGCGCGGUUCCAAUCGACGAAAUGCACCAUGAUGGUGAUUUGUAAGUUAAACUUUUUUGUGAAUAAUAUCACAGUUCAACACAGCUUGUCUAGUAGAAGUAGUUCAUAUGUCUUUUAUUGAUUCAUUUAGAAACAUGUACCAUUUUUUAAAACAUUGCUCAAACUGUGCGAGUUUUAUUUUUCAUGUUCAGAAAAUGAGACUGGCCAUAAACGUUCUGUGAUUUUUAUUUGAUUGGAAAGCAAAAAUUCUUGAUGCUGUAAAAAGAUACAUUUUUAUAACUAUCAGCCUGUCAUAUUAGUGUAAGAUUAUGAUUAAAAUUUAAGAUAAGUGAAAAGAAAUCGAACUAGAUUCUACAAAGUAGGUAGGUAUAAAAAUUCUAUAAUAAUUUACAAAUAAUUCGAAAAAAAAGAUACAUCAUUUACAAGAUAAUUCAUUCAUUGCAUUUAUUUUAAUGGGUUGUAACUUGUAACAUAUUACACUCUUUUUCAAAACAUAGAAUUUCCAACUCCAUAAACCACGGGCAUGAUCAUAGUAAUCCAUGAAACAUAGUUUUUACGUUUCUAACAAAUGUCAGUUAAAACAUACUGUGAUGUUUUACCGGCUAGAUUGCAUAAAUGAAACCAACAAAGUAAUAAUAGCUAUUUACCUACUAAAAUAGGAUAAAAGAUGUUCAAAAUAACCAGAAAAUUAUGUAAAAACCUCACAAUGAAGUGAUGCAAUAUUUCAGUUAGUUGGGUUUUUUGACAUAAUUUAACAUGUUAUAUUAAUUAAUCGAACAGAAAACUAAAAAAUAUUGCAAGAAAUGAUAUAAAAAUUAGUAUUCUAGAAGCGCACUGUCUACUUGGUGAAAUAUUUAGUAUAUUUCUUGCGCUGUCUUUAGCGCCCUGAUUCACAUAGAUUAUUAAUUAUUUUAAAAAAACCUAUGAUUUUUUAAUGUUACCAAUUUACGAAAACCCCAUUAAAUGAACAUUACGUAAAGUACCUCUUGACAGCAUUUUAAAAAGUAUGUCAAUUGAAUGAUCAACUCCUUAUCAUAUCUAAAUUACGAUUAUUCGUGUCUAAAAAAGUGGUUGGUAUUUGUUUUAUUUCAAUACAAUAAUUGAUUAAAGAAUCUAUUGUUACUUUGUUGGUAAAAUUAAUAAAAACAGCUGCCAUUUAGUGACGUAUGUAAAAUCGGAACACUCUUUUAUUUAAGAUUUAAGAAGUAAGUAGUAUACGUAAUAAGUACUAAUGCAUAAUAAUAUGUAGUUAGAACCGAG